This is a messenger RNA of Peromyscus leucopus (white-footed mouse), 747 nucleotides long. RefSeq names its product glyoxalase domain containing 5 (gene Glod5). The record is from RefSeq and is a predicted model, not a curated record. NCBI's taxonomy places the organism in Eukaryota, Metazoa, Chordata, Mammalia, Rodentia, Cricetidae.
UCCCAUUCCUGCCCCUUGAUCUCUAGGCACAGAGCCAAUCCCAGCCCCAACCUACCUGCCCUGUAGCUCUGUGUGCCCUCCAAUCUACUAGUCAGGAUGUGGGGUCCAACGUCUGAGAAUCAGCUAUGGAGGAACAGCAGUCAGAUCCCUUCCCAGUGUCUUAUCCAAAGACUUGACCACAUUGUGAUGACGGUAAAGAACAUCGAAGACACCACCAUGUUCUAUUCUAAGAUCCUGGGAUUGGAAGUCACUACUUUCAAGGGGGAUCGGAAGGCAUUGUGUUUUGGAGACCAAAAAUUUAACUUACACGGUGGGAAGGAAUUUGAUCCCAAAGCCGCUCACCCCAUUCCGGGCUCUCUGGAUGUCUGUCUGAUCACAGAAGCGCCUUUGGAGGAGGUGAUGAACCGUCUCAAGGCUUUUGAUGUCCCCAUUGAAGAGGGCCCAGUCUCCAGAACAGGAGCAAAGGGGCCUAUUAUGUCCAUCUACUUCCGAGAUCCUGACAGAAAUCUCAUUGAAGUGUCCAACUAUGUCACCUCAUGAUUGACACUGGCUUUCCUCCAUUGUGUCCCACAAGAUGUCAUCAUAGCCCUCAUUUCCUGCAAAUCCCAGAGACCUCCAAGAACUGAGAACUUUGGCAUGUCACCAAUACUGCAAACGGGGACCUAAGACAGGUUUAUGUGCAGACUUUUGUGUCUAGAUAGCCCCCAUCUAAAGCUACUCCAAUAAAUGACUCCUGUCUCCAUAUGA